Messenger RNA from Cladophialophora psammophila CBS 110553, 1416 nucleotides. RefSeq lists its product as uncharacterized. NCBI's taxonomy places the organism in Eukaryota, Fungi, Ascomycota, Eurotiomycetes, Chaetothyriales, Herpotrichiellaceae. The coding region runs from base 1 to 1416 and encodes 471 amino acids. The record is from RefSeq and is a predicted model, not a curated record. Gene Ontology annotation, molecular function: catalytic activity. The transcript has a single exon.
AUGAGCUCAUCGUUUGCUCGAAAUAUACCGAGCCUCAACGUCGUUGACCUCCGUGCAGAUUAUGCCGCCCGGAGGCUCUCACCGGUCGACGUCGUUCGGCAGGUGUACGAAAAAAUAUCCUCCUACCAUGAUCACGAUCCGGCCGUCUGGAUCUACCUGAUUCCCCAAUCGGAAGCACUGAACCGCGCGGAGGAACUGGUGGACAAGUAUUAUCGCUCCGAUCUGCCUCUUCCGCCGCUGUUCGGGGUUCCGUUCUCAGUGAAAGAUUCGAUCGACAUCAGUAGCCUCCCGACGACGCUAGCCUGUCAGACGUUCACAUAUAUUGCCACGCAGACGGCACCAGUGAUCUCAAGAAUCCUCGCAGCUGGGGGAAUCAUCGUAGGCAAAACCAACCUCGACCAGUUUGCGACGGGUCUAGCAGGCGUACGCUCCCCUUACGGCGCCCCUCGCUGCAUCUUUGAUGCAGAUUACAUCUCGGGCGGAAGCUCGUCGGGAUCUGCUGUGAGCGUCGCUGCGUCAUUGGUCUCCUUUACGGUCUGCACGGACACGGGGGGCAGUACAAGGGUCCCCGCGGCUCUCAAUGGAGUCGUAGGUCUGAAACCCACGCUAGGGACCAUCAGCACCGAAGGCUUGUUUCCAGCGUGCAAGAAUAUCGAUUGCGUCUGUGUGAUGGCCAGAACGGUGGGCGAUGUCGAGGAGGUCUGGCAGGUGAUAAGGGCAUUUGAUGAGCGAGACGUAUUCGCCCGCCGAGAGCUGCCCACUUGGGGUCCUUGGAAGGAUCCAGUGCGGUUUGCCAUUCCACCAGAUGAUCUCCUGCGCAACCUAUCACCGGCCUAUGCCAGACUGUUCCAAAACUUAUGCACAGCUCUAAGGGAUCACAGAAAAUGGUGCACGGAGGCAGAAGGAUUCGAUUAUAUGCCCUUCGCCUUGGCGAAUCAGAUGUUGUAUGACUCGUCGAUCGUCUCCCAGCGCCUUCUUGCCUUCGACCCGUACAUCAAGGCACAUGGACUCGGCUCCUUGCAUCCGGCCAUCCAGGCGACAUUCCAGCAAGCCAUGGAUAACCGCUUCAGCGCGGAGCGCGCGUACGAGGACAUUUUCACCCUCGCGCGGCACAAACGGCAGGCCGAGAUCCAGUUCCGGGAGCACGUCGACGUUCUCAUUGUCCCAAGCACCGUGGACCACUUCACGGUCACCCAGCUGGAGGAAGAGCCCAUGGUGCGGAACAAGGCGAUGGGGAGGUUCACCAACUUCGUCAAUCUGCUGGACCUGGCCGCCGUCAGCGUGCCGGUGGGUUGGUGGGAGAACGCAAAUGGGAACAAACUGCCCUUCGGCGUGACGGUGAUCGGACAAGCGGGGAAAGACAAGGAGCUCAUGUCCUUUGGGGAAAGACUCAUGGCCAUAAUGUCCCAAGAGUAA